UUUCCAAGAUGGCGACCUUUCUGGCCGUCAACUUGGUGAAGUAUCUCUGCACUUGUGGAAAGCGCCAGCCUAUAUGUAGAUUAUAUUUGUGUCGCCAUUGCUUGAAACUGCGGUGCGGAGAGUGUGUUCAACAUGAAGUUGACACGCCAUAUUGCCCGAACUGUUUGGAAAAUCUACCCUCUGCUGAAGCCAAAAUGAGGAAAAACAGAUGCAGCAACUGUUUUGACUGUCCAAGUUGCGGCCACACGUUGAUGACUCGUGCCACCAGUCUCAUGGUAGCAAACCCUGAUGAUGCCAACAAGUCAACUCCCAAAAAAAUGUACUACAUGGCCUGUGGAUUCUGUCGCUGGACUACACGGGAUGUGGGGAUGGCGGACCAGCUCUCUUCCAGUGGAGGAUGGCAGGACCAGGAGAAUGAGCAAGUCAAGCGGAUAAACUCCCUGUUGGAUUACCAUCGCCAGAUGUCCCAGCGUGAGAAAGCAGAAAAAGAGCGCAAGAAAUAUGUUAAACGGAGGACUCACCUUUACUAUUCAGAUAAGUACGGGCUGACAUCUGUAGCUGCUGCCAAGAGAAAGUCCAUUGCUGCCAUGUCAAAUAUGAGUAUUAAGGAUGGGGAUGAACCUCCUGCCCCGGUCGAGCCUGGGGAGACUGUCACAGACUUUGACUCUCUCCCUGAUGAGAUUUUCACUGAGGCUGUGGAUUUAUCGAAAGCAUCGAGCAUGAAGCAGAGACUGGCCACGCCCGAGUUCCAGCCUCCAGGUGCCUUGAAGCUCUAUCCGCAGCACAAGCACCUGUUGAUCAGGAAAUCUCUCAGGUGCAAGGAGUGUGAACAUAACCUGAGCAAGCCUGACUUUAACCCAGUCUCCAUCAAGUUCAAGAUCCAGCUUAUAGCACUGAACCAUGUCCCAGAGAUCCGCAUCCUGUCACCAGCUGUCUUCCUGCCACAGAAGGAGACCUUGGUCACGCUGACACUGAGCAACCCGUCAGUGUACAAUACCACGGUGCACUUUCUGUCCCUGGAUGAUGAGAACGAGACUGGCGACGAGGUCAAUGCCAAAUGUGUGCUGCCAAAGGGAGAGUUAGUGAUCGCACGUCGUGACGAUGCUGCCAUGUACGAUGAUCAGAACCAGCUGCAGCAAGAGUUCAAGGAUGACCCUGGUGUGAUAGCAUUCCGGAAGUCCAACAAGAUUGGCAUCUUCAUGAGAGUGAAGCCCAACUUGAAAGAGGGGGAUGUCAAGGUGCGUUUCCGGAUGCAGCACGAGUACCGCAACACGACCACGGCACUGCAGAGUGAGGACAAGGAGCCCCAGAUUGUAUGGCUGGAACACACCAUCUACAUGGCAGUCGGCCAGAUACAGAGCAAAUAGAGGGAAGCAGACCCAGAUUGUAUUGCUGGAACACACCAUCUACAUGACAGUCGGCCAAAUACAGAGCCAGGGGAAGAGUUGGCCAACUCACACUGAUCAGGGCCCACUUGCACAAAGCGAUCUUAACACUAAGAUGAUCGUAACUCACAUUCUUUAACAUUGGCUUACGAUAGUCUUAUAGCUAAGAUUGCUUUGUGCAACUGGGUCCAGGAGUCUGGUUGACUGGGACACCUCAUCCAGUCUACCAUUAAUAAUUGAAGCAAACUAUAUAUUCUGUCUUUGCGCACCAAAAUUCGCGAAGUCUUCAGACUUCCUUGUCAUCUGGUUGAUGUGACAAUAUGUCACGGUUGACUGAAAGUCAGUUUGUUUCGUAUAAUUGUGUAACACCCUUGAGAUUAUGUCAACGGUUCAGUUUAACUCCAUUAGAUUAUCAACACCCAUAGUCACAAAUGUUUGAUGCAGGAAUACUUAACAGAAGCUUGUUUGAGCUAUGAGUGUCAUCUACAUCAUAUGCCAAGUCGCAUGUAAUGCUCUGUCAGCCUUGAACAUGUCAUACAAGUGCAAUAUGUGUGUCUGUGUUUUGUCAGUAACAUCACUAUCAGCCAUCUCAGUGGAAGCAGCCUGUUCAGUGUAGAACCAACGAGUUACAACAAAUUACAGUGUAUCCUCAACAAUGAGUGCAUGUCGUAAGCCCCUAGACUUUGGCAAGACUUGCAGAAUUCAUUCACAACAGACGGAUAAUUCGUAAAUUCUAAGCUCCAAAAUAUAUAUACUACUCAAAACAAGUUAAAGAACAUCCACAAUUGGAAGACUGUGUGUUGCAAUAUUCACCAGGCAUGACAGUUUAACUAUAGUCAUGUGAAAAAAUCAAGUGGUCUUUUCCUUCUCGGAGUAGUAUAUAUUACUCAAUGUCAUUUUAAGAGGAAACUGAAGAAAAAUCUAUGAUAUGUCAACCUUUUAGAGAGGCUCACCUAUUGUACCGAUGACAAUGUAAUCACGUUUUGACACCAUAUCAUAUUGUUCUCAACACUGAAAUAGUGUGACAUCAUAUUGCUCUUUUGACCAAUCAGCACUGAGAUUGCAAAAAUAUAUGUGCAAAUAUCAGAAAGUUAUUACCCUUAAUCUUUCUACCCUACAUGGUGAUAACUAAAAAUAUUGCUGGUUAACUCGGGAGUGGUUUAUUAUGAUUUAUCUGUGGUGCUUAUUCAUGGAUAUAUUCAAACUAAUAUAUCUUGAGUAUCUACAUUGGUAAAGGUCUAAUAUUCCCAUUUAUGUUUGGUCCCCUUCUUAAUGUUGUAGGGUAUAGCCACUUUGCCUCAAGUCUCCAUGUUUUCUCUAGGUUUCCACUGAGUAGUAUUUAUUUCCUUGUAUAGAAAUGCAUUUAUUGGAAAUGUUUUUAUUUAAAAAUGUAUAUUGAUAACUGUUUGAAAUGGAAGUGGUGAAUGGAAAAUUCUGUACAGUUCUGUGAAUAUAUAGGCAAUGAUUGAAUGAUAUAGUUAAUGCACCAAGACUACAUGGAGUAGUUGUCAUGUUCCAUUAGAUGCAGUUGCAGUGGUGACAGAUGGUAUUUAUUUCCUUAUUGCUCAUUGAACUGGAUACAAUAAAUAAACACAUGAAUUGGUUCUAUUUUUGAUCAGGAAAUAAAAAUAUUGUCAUACCCCCACCCCCCAACCCCCUGUAGUUAUUAUUAUCAACCAGAACUCAGUUUUCCUUCCUUCCCUGAAAGGAGGCUUGUGGAAAUAUCAGACCUCUGAUCCUUAUCAUUGCAUGUUGUCAACUACCACAAUGUCAGCCCCUGUCCCUGUUCUGUCAGUGUCACAAUAUUAUCAAUUAUGAGAAAUAGAUUAGAUAGUAAUCCAAGUAAUCCAAGUAAAGGGAAAGUUUCUAACCAUAUUUUCAUUUGUGUGAAGGAUCUUGUAAUAAUGUCUGACGUAUUGGGUGUACAGUUCCUGCAUGGAACAUUCUGUUAUGAGCCGUUAAUUCCCCUUUCUACAGUUCCUUCUAUUCAAUGAAAGACAAAUUGCGAUGUGUGGCUGUGGCUAAGUCAGUUGGUAUAUGAGGAGCUUAAAACAAUAUUUCCUCUCUAUUGCAAUAGUUGUAUAGCUGUAACAGUAGCAUGAUGGCAAUUUUUACCUUCCCACAGUUCCUUGCCAUUUUUAUCUAACAUGGUGUCCAAGCUCAGGAAAUGAGUUACAGGGGGUAGUUUUUCCGGUGGUGGUGAAGCCCAUUUCUUGUGUCCCCUGCCACAAUGCUACUGGACUGUUGCUAAAGUGGGGUUAAACUCACUCCCUUCGUUUCUCUAUUCUCUGAAAAGUUUUGAUACCAAUAUGCCUCUUCAACAAAGAUGUUUUAGGGAAAAUGAAUGGUAAAAUAAAUCAUUAUUGCAUGGAAAUUAACUUUUUUCUCAUACUUCUGUUUAGAACGGUCGGGGACCGUAUUAAUGUUAAGCAUUGAUAUUUUAAUUUGUCGUUGCUGUAUUGCUACUGGGGUCCUCGGACAGUUUUCAAUACAUCUACAGCUAGAUCGAUUAUUACACCUCUAGUUGUCAUGUGUAAGAAAUCCCAUUGAGCAUUGAAGGAAUGUACCACUGUCAAAGUUGAUUGUUAAAAUGGUGACUCUAUUUAUCUUGUUUAUCUCUUGCUUGAUGCUGAUGUUUCAAAGUGCUAAUAAAGCCUUAAAAAUGUU
This is a messenger RNA of Haliotis rufescens (red abalone), 4052 nucleotides long. Its product is annotated as dynactin subunit 4-like. NCBI's taxonomy places the organism in Eukaryota, Metazoa, Mollusca, Gastropoda, Lepetellida, Haliotidae. The record is from RefSeq and is a predicted model, not a curated record. The coding region runs from base 9 to 1367 and encodes 452 amino acids. Gene Ontology annotation, cellular component: dynactin complex. The transcript is spliced from 14 exons.